AUGCGAAAAGGAUUCGAUCAAAUGGAUACCACGAUUACGAUAUCGAAUAAAAGCGCCGCACACAAAUCAGAUUUUCUCCAAUUCACCUACAAUGCGGGCAAGAAUAAAGACGCCGUAAUUUCGGUGGGUUCAUCGAAGUUCGUGCAAAACGGCAGCCACUCCUGGGACAAAAAAUGCUCGCCCUUGUCCAAUAUCGAGAAAGUCACCAAUUGGAUGCGACAAAACGACAAAGAAUGCACCAACACGACCACGGAUUACAACAAAAACAACGAAUCCGAUCCCAAAAGUUUAAUACUAGUUCGAUGCGAUUUCAAUAAAACCACAAACACUCAAUCUUACUAUCAUUCGACUUACAACAGAUCGAGCUCCUUGAUCGACUACCUAAAAGACGAAGUCGUCCUAAAACAAAAUUCCCAUUUGGAAAAGGAUAGCUCUUGUAGAACGGAGAGCAGCCAUUCCAGUGAUAAACUAGAGGAAAUCCCGACCAGCCCUGAGAGCCGGAAAAAAGAACUCUGCAGAUACUUGCAGCUCAUGAACCCGGCCGACAAAAAGGAAAUCAUCAUACUGCAAAACCGCAGAUCGACCAGAGUGAAAAACCUAGUCGAGCAGAAGCAGGUCCAAGAGAAAAUCAAAGAAAUCAAUCAAGUUUCCACGCUAAAAUCCUUCAAGGAACUCAACAUACAAUUCGACAGUAAAUCCGAUGAUUCCGAUCAUUUCACGUUUCCUCUUCCGCCGCGGGAUUUAUCUCCGAGCGAUUUCGACGAUGUCAUGAAAACAAUCGUACCCAAACUAAGGAGGAUCUGCAGAGAAAAGAAGAUACCGCUUUUGAUGCGCUCGAGACGCCAAAGGGCCAUCGAAAAGAUGAAAUCCAAUGCCAAGUUGAAAAAUCUCCGCAGCAACGGCAAAUUGAUUAACAUACCGAUGGAAAGGCUCAUUUAUAACGAACGAAGACGAAGUAGACUACCCAAAGUCGUCGCCAAGUCGAAGAAGCCCGAAAGUGCCAACUGCGAAAUCAUCUCGGUAGGGCAAGAAGAAGACGAGCUCGAUCUAGACCACAUUAUGGAUUUGGCAGAUUUCGAUAAACUCAGCGAAGAACACAAAAAAUGCCUCAUCGAAAGCAGGAUAUUCUCGACGUCCAACGACCUGCUAGAAUAUACCAAAUCCAAGGCUAAAGAUAUUAUUCAAAUACACGAAACCUACAACACUUCCACCGAGCAAUCCGAUGCUGCGAAAGAAACCAGCAUAAGCAAAUACCAAGAGAUCGAUAUGCAAAAACAAAAAGAACAAAUACUAAACGGAAAUACUUACUUAAUAGUCAAUAUUCAUACACCUAAUCAACCCAAAAGACCCGAUAAUGUAUCCGAUGGUUCCACAGGUUCCGAGGAAUCGACGAACUCGACAGUACAAGACCAUGACUACAUCGGCAAAACCAUCACCGACAGCGAAAACAGCAACGAGAUAAUCCCCGAUCAAUCUGUAAAUAACUCAAAAUUCGAGUUGCUGCCGUACAAACCGAACGAAGGCACCGACACAUUGCACAAGAGCCUGCGAUUCCACGACACCGGCAGGAAACAGAAACACAGUUUGACGUCGAAUUGCAGCAUGACGCAGGAAUGGGAUUUGCGUAGUUCCCCCAAGCAACACUCGAAGAAACAGUCUCACUUCAUAAGCAUUGAUCCGGAAAACGGCGCCGUCCUGAAGGCCUAUUACAUGAAUUACAAUCUCAUCGUUUGCCAGGAGUUUAUGGUGUCGUUUUGGAUGCAAACUCCUUUAGGUAACAUCCUCGGCGCCCAAAACAUGUGGAUACCGAGAGGGCAAACUCAAAGGAUCACGUUAAACAACAGGUGCCUGCAGAAGGACUCCACGGAAAAGGUGAUUUGCCUGGACAACAGCAUCGUGUACAUCGAGCUGUGGAUGAAAGAACACAAAUCGGAGAUGCGCCAGGGCCCGGUGGCCGACGUCUUCGUCACCCUCUACUACUGGCAGCGGCGCCAGAACGGCUUGGAGAAGAAGGUGCUGCAACUGGAGAACAUCAACGGUUUCGCCGACGACGUGCAGUACUGCGUCAUGAACAAGUACCCGAAGAUCGUCGUCAGCUGGCAUUCGGCCAACGAGGAGACCACGCAGAAGAAGAAAACCUUCAUUCACGCCUACCAAUUGGCCCUCGACUAUCAGACGGUUUCAAAUAUAUACAAUAUCGAACCGGUCGAGCACUAUGUAUCAUCGUUGCACAAUAUCGAAGAUUACGACGAUCUCAUAAUGGGUUGCGGGGAGAACAAAAUCACUUUGUGGAACAUCGAGUUCGGCCAUAUAAUCGCAACAAUCGAAUUAAACGAUAUCAAAACUCCAUUGUCUACAUUAUGGGUGAAAUGCGACCGGGGAUUCCUGUUCGCUCUGCAGCAAUGCGUCGAUGGUGAAUUGCGCCUGAUCGCCAUCAACGGCAUCAACCAUUCGUGGAAGAAGCUGGCCAAUUAUUUCCCUCCCGAGGGCUUCGAUAGAUUGAAGGGGGUUUGCAUCGAGAACGGGCUACUGUUGACCUUCUACGAUCAAGGGAUGCUGUGCUGGAACACGGAGACGGGGGAGCCCGUGGAGGAGAUUAGCAACGAAAGUGACGUUAUACCGUCUGGGGUGCACGUGAUUUUGAUCGAAGAUAAUAGAAUAAUCGUGAAGCACGCUUUGACUUAUUUCAUGUCGAUGUGCGUGGAGGAUUCGUGA
Phyllotreta striolata is the source of this 2715-nucleotide messenger RNA. Lineage: Eukaryota; Metazoa; Arthropoda; Insecta; Coleoptera; Chrysomelidae. The record is from the annotation of a GenBank genome assembly.